GCCUAAACCCCACCGACCGACUCCGGCGGAGAAGACGACGACGACGACACCGUGAACUUGUACCUAACGCUGUAAGGAUGGUUUCCGCGGCCACCUUGAUCCGGUACACGCUUAACAAAGGCGAGUAUGUGUUUUCUCUCUGCAAAAAGAACUACUUAGCAGGACAUAUCAACGAAAAAGAAGCAGGUGAUGCCAUGGCUAAGCAUUUCUUUCUAGGAAAGUUAACAUUCUUGCAGCAUUAUUUCAAUAAAGGGGAGGAAAUGUCACCAACGAUAGGACCUCAGGGUGGAACCCUUCUUGUUCGGAAGAUAGCUAUACCAAAUCCCAUGUAAUCUUUUGUCAAGCAAAGUAUAUGAAAAGAGAGAAGUAAAAAAGUGCCAGUCAUUGAUAUGUGCUUCUUGCUUAAAAUAAUCAUUCCCAUUUUUAGUAGCCCCUUCGUCCCAGAACAAUUUACCCAUUUUGACUUAACAAAGAUUAAGAAAAGUGUUCAUAAGAUGUUAAAAAGAUGUAAAAAAGUGAAAAGGGAUUGGUUAGAAUUUGUUUAGAAAAGAGAGAAGUAUUUUGGACCACAUUCUUUUUCAAAAAAGGAAAGAGAAAAAGUGGGUAAAUUAUUUUGGGAAAGAUAAAAAGAAAGUGGGUAAAUUAUUCUUGGAAAGAUGGAGUAUAAGAAAGGUUCUUAUACUGAGAUGUAUUGGUGAUUGACUCUGAUACAAGGAAUGCAUUGGACUUCGCUAUUUCCUUGAAAUGAUCUUUAAUGCUAGCAUAAUAGCAUUUCAAGUUAAAGGUUUGAUCUCUAUUAUUUUGAAGUUUACUCCUAACCUUUGGCAUGAGGCAUGAUUAAUAAAUGUUUGAAAAUUUUACGUUCCUUGUCCCAUGGCUUUCUGUUAUGCACUUGCCUUUGUUUAUUUUAAAUUGGAGAAUUUUUAAUAGUCCUGAAAAUAAAUUAAUUUCAGUUAAAAUAUACAACCCGCUAUUGGGUUCAAUCACGUGAGAAUCUGAUCUUUCUUUCACAGGCAUGUUUUUGUAGGAGAUGUUGUAGUCCUUAAGGACCCUGUCAAGUCAGAUGAUUUUCUGGUUCGAAGAUUGACUGCAAUUCAAGGAUAUGAGAUGGUGUCAAACGAUGAAAAAGAUGAACCUUUUGUUCUUGAAGAAGAUCAGUGCUGGGUAGAAGCUGACAAUGGAAACAUAAAGCCCAAGGAUGCAUAUGACAGCCGUACUUUUGGGCCGGUAUCCAUGGCGAACAUUGUUGGUAGAGUUAUUUACUGUCUAAGAUCAGCAGUCGACCAUGGCCCCAUCAAUAACAGUAAAUUUGGCGCUACGAAGGAUUAUCCCGUGCUUGAAGUUGAGUUGGAUGUGGAGGAGAUGAUCAAGAAUCACAAAGAAUAGUAUUCAUAAAUCCUGUUUGGCUUUCUGCAAUAUAAUGGCUUUCAGUUUGGGAUAAGCUUGCUUUCAGAGGGCUGGCAUUUGUGGCAUUGGAGCUAAGACUUUGAGAAACUAUCUCUAUGGUAUGUUUGGGUUGGAUCUCUGAAAUUUCUUGGGUAGGAAAAUGUUUAAGGAGAGUUAUUUAUUCAAUGUUUGGUUUCAUGUCUGGAAAAUGCCAAGGAAUGAAAAUAAAAACUGGUUACUUCU
This is a messenger RNA of Cuscuta campestris, 1629 nucleotides long. The record is from the annotation of a GenBank genome assembly. Lineage: Eukaryota; Viridiplantae; Streptophyta; Magnoliopsida; Solanales; Convolvulaceae.